Molecule: messenger RNA, 14474 nt
Organism: Rhopalosiphum maidis (corn leaf aphid)
Lineage: Eukaryota; Metazoa; Arthropoda; Insecta; Hemiptera; Aphididae
Gene: mgl
Product: low-density lipoprotein receptor-related protein 2
Exons: 47
Coding region: 1-13932 (4643 amino acids)
Molecular function (GO): calcium ion binding; protein binding
Source: RefSeq, a predicted model, not a curated record
AUGGUGACCCGACGAACGCCGGGCACGGUGGCGGCAGUGGUGACGUUGCGCUCGGCGCACGUCUUGGCCGCCACCGCGGCGGUACUCCUGUUGGCGGCCGCGGGAUACGGUCGAGACGCUGUAGCCGCCGAAACGACGACUGGUACUCCGGCGACGACGACAUGCGGCCCGGGCAUGUUUCGGUGCUCGGACGGCAAGUGCAUACCUUCCGACUUGCUGUGCAACAUGCAAAAAGACUGCGACCGAGGAGAGGACGAGUUUCAGAGUUGCCCUCCACCCGAGUGCGAACCCACGCUGUUGCCGUGCCGUCAAUAUCAUUGGAACAAGACGUACUGUUACCCGCCGCAUUACCGGUGCGACGUUACCGUAGACUGUGUGGACGGUUCUGACGAGGCUGAUUGCACGUACCGAAAAUGUCAGACUGAAGACUUCCGGUGUGAGGUGAACGGUCCGGGCAGUGGUCCAUGUCUGCCCAAGACCAAGCGGUGCGACGGUUACUUCGAUUGCCGCAACCACAAGGACGAGGAAAACUGCGGGCCGUCCAUGAACAUGUCGUGUCCACUAGACAAAUUCCGGUGUCUAAACGGACAGAAGUGCAUCGAUCCUAAACUGAAAUGCGAUCAUCAAAACAAUUGCGGCGAUAACAGCGACGAAGAAAACUGCAAUUUCGCGGCUUGCCACGUCGGCCAGUUUCGGUGCGGCAACGGACUUUGCAUUCCGCUCAACUAUCAGUGCGAUGGGUACGCUGACUGUCACGAUGGCACAGAUGAGUUGAAUUGCACUGCGCUAGCUUGUCCGGGUAAAUAUCUAUGUCCCCAGGGCGGACCGAACAAACGGCCCAAGUGCAUAAACAAGUCACAACUGUGUGACGGGCAUAAAGACUGCGAUGAUAACGCCGACGAAGAGGCAGCGUGCUCGACGCUCAGUUGUCCGGCUCUAGGCUGCGAAUACAAGUGUCAGGCCUCACCCACCGGUGGCUCGUGUUAUUGUUCGGAAGGAAGAAAAAUUGCAAAUGAUUCGAAAACCUGUAUAGAUCGUGACGAGUGUUCUGAAUGGGGAUUCUGCGAGCAGAUGUGCAAGAACACGGAAGGAUCGUAUACAUGUAGCUGUUAUCCCGGAUACACACUGAUGGAACGGAAAAAAUGCGUGGUCAACAAUCGGACGCAACCGUUCCAGGUAUACUUCGCCCAGGACAGAAAUAUCAUGAAAAUGGAUUCCAAGUACCAAAACCAAGUGGUGGUGGCCAACGCCACGUCGGCCAGCGGCAUGGACUACCAUUACGCGUUGAACGCGUUGUACUGGUCUGACGUUAAGCUGAAGAAGAUCAAGUCGACGAGACUGCUGGACGUGGACAAGUUCGUGCGGGACGGCAACAACUUGCUGUCCGAGAUCACGUUACCUGGAAUGUGGGAACCCAUUUCGGUAGCGGUGGACUGGAUUGGUAACAAGCUGUAUGUGGUGGACGGCGUGGGCCAGAAGGUGGACGUAUUCGAGCUGAACGGCCGGUGGCACGCGAUCGUGCUGAGCAGCAACUUGACCAACCCGUCGGACAUCGCGCUCGACCCCACACAGGGGUACAUGUUCAUAGCGGACGGCAACCAGCUGAUCCGUGCCAACAUGGACGGAGGCGACACUAAAGCCAUAGUCACCGACGCCGUGUACAAGGCGUCCGGCGUUUCGGCUGACAUACUCGACAAGCGGUUGUACUGGUGUGACUCGCUGCUUGAUUACAUCGAAACGGUCGACUAUGACGGAAACGACCGACACCUCAUACUCAGAGGACCACAGGUGCCAUCGCCUUCCCGACUGGCGGUGUUCGAAAAUCGCGUAUACUGGUCGGACGGCACUAAGCAAGGCAUACUGAGCGUCAACAAGUACGACCCAACCAGCGUUUCGUCCGUUUACAAGAAUCGCGACAUAAAGGACCCGAAAUCGGUGAAAAUCGUCCAUUCGCUCGUCCAGAGAGAUGUGCCGUCACCUUGCAGCAAGAACAACGCUGGUUGUCAACACAUGUGUAUAGUUACUAGGGGCAGCGAUGGUUUGCUAGCACACAGAUGCGCCUGUAACAUGGGAUAUCAACUUGCGCAAGAUAUGCAUAACUGCGUUUUGGUCGACGAGUUUUUGUUGUACUCUCAACAAAGGUUUAUCAAAGGCAAAGUCUUGAAUAAAGUUUCGCAAGGGUUUGCUGAUGCCAUACUACCAGUGUCCUCGAGGAGAGCGAGGUUCGUGGGUCUAGAUUUUGAUGCUCGUGACAAUUACAUUUAUUAUUCUGACGUUCUUCAGGACGUUAUAUACAGGAUACAUAGAAACGGGACAGGCAGAGAAAUUGUAUUAGCGUCUCAGAACGAGGGCGUGGAAGGUCUUGCCGUCGAUUGGGUGGCCAAGAAUCUGUACUAUAUCGACAGUAGAAAAGGUACAUUGAACGUGUUAAGUACUCGAAACGUGACCAACAAAAGAGUGCUAUUGAAGAAUAUGAAAAGACCUAGAGCAAUCGUUGUUCACCCUAACAAGGGGUACAUAUUCUUUUCCGAAUGGGACCGGCCGGCCAACAUUAGCCGUGCGUACACAGACGGUUCGAAUCUGAUCGUGUUCCGUAACAUCACACUGGGAUGGCCAAACGGUUUGGCCGUAGAUUUCGCAACGGACCGAUUGUAUUGGUGCGACGCACUGCUGGAUCAUGUCCAGCAUUCGAAUUUGGAUGGAACAGACGUGCGGACCAUCAACUCCACGCUAAUACGACAUCCGUUUUCAAUAGUCACACAUUAUGAUUGGAUGUACAUCACCGAUUGGCGGCUGGACGCCAUAAUCAAGAUACACAAGCUAACCGGCGUCGUGGCCAACAUCGAAGUCCGGGAGCCGCAGAACAACCGGCUGUACGGCGUGAAAAUUUACAGCGAACACGAACAGCUCGUCGACUACUCGCACCCGUGUUCGGUCACGUCGGACUAUGGCGGUUGCCAGAAGCUUUGUUUCGCGGUGCCGUCCAACAAGUCGUCGACGUCGUCGCUACAGGCACACUGUGGCUGUCCUUAUGGCGAGAAGGUCGACUCGGACGGCAAGACGUGCGUGGCCGAUCCGAACGCCGAACCGCCCGUGACGGCUUGCCCGAACACGUGGGACUUCACGUGCAACAAUAUGCGGUGCAUACCAAAGGCCUGGGUGUGCGAUGGCGACGACGAUUGUCUCGACAACUCUGACGAGGAACAAAACUGCACCAAACCUACAUGCGCUCCGGGUGAAUGGCAGUGCGGUUCCGGCCGUUGCGUACCGGGAACGUUCCGGUGUGACGGCGAGAACGACUGCGGCGAUUACAGCGAUGAAACAGGGUGCACGAACGUCACUUGCUCUUCAACUCAAUUCUUAUGUGAUAAUGGUCGCUGCGUACCGGCUACAUGGAAAUGUGACUCCGAAAACGACUGUGGGGACGGUUCCGACGAAGGCGAUUUUUGUGCAGAAAAAACGUGUGCCUAUUUCCAAUUUACUUGUCCGAGGUCUGGUCACUGUAUUCCGCAGACGUGGGUGUGCGACGGCGACAACGACUGUUUCGACAAUCAAGACGAAGAAGGUUGUCCACCAAUUACGUGUUCACCGACACAGUUCAAAUGUGCUGAUCUCAGGCAGUGCAUACAGGAGACGUACAAGUGCGACGGAAUAUUGGACUGCAACGAUGGCAGUGAUGAACUCGGUUGUCCUACAUUGGCUCCUAAUCAGUGUGACACCGAAAAACAAUUUCGCUGCGAAAAGUCGGGAAUAUGUAUACCAAAAACAUGGUACUGUGACGGAACCGCUGACUGCGACGAUGAUUCAGAUGAACCGAAAACUUGUGGACAAGUUUCUUGCCAGUCGAACUAUUUUAAAUGUAACAAUUCACAAUGUAUUUUCAAGGCAUAUAUCUGUGAUGGCAGAGAUGAUUGCGGUGAUGGAUCUGAUGAAGAUUAUAGACUUGCUUGCGGAGCACCACCAUUCAAAUGCAUGUCAGGUGAAUGGCAAUGUCCUAAUACAACAAAUCGGUGUGUUAAUAUAACAAAUGUAUGUGACGGAAUACCUCAUUGUCCAAAUGGUGCCGAUGAAGGACCUAAUUGUGAUCUUCCUGAAUGUGACAAAGAGGGCAGUUAUUGCUCAAACGGAUGUAAACAAACACCAGUAGGACCACUGUGCACAUGUCCUCACGGUGAAGUCUUAAAUACUACAUAUGAAUGUAUGGAUCUCAACGAGUGUGAUCCACCGGGUCUUUGCUCACAACAUUGUACAAACACCAAAGGAAGUUAUUUCUGUUCCUGUGCGUCUGGCUAUAUUUUAGAGUCUGAUAAACAUACAUGCAAAGCUUUAAAUCACAGCGCAGCAUUUUUAAUAAUUUCUAAUCGGCAUUCUAUAUUGGUUGCUGAUCUCAAGGAACAAGGUCUAGAACGAGUCCCCAUCAUAGUAGAAAAUGUUGUAGCGACUGCAUCAAACAUGUAUACUGGAACUAUAUUCUGGUCAGAUAUGAAACUUAAAAAAAUAUCCAGGCUGGACAAAAGCAGCGAGCCUAAAGAUAUAAUUACAUCAGGAUUAGAUUUAGUUGAAGGCUUAGCCUAUGAUUGGAUUGGAGGACACAUUUAUUGGUUAGAUUCUCGACUUAAUACUGUUGAAGUGGCUAAUGAAAAUGGAACUAAUCGUAUUAUUUUGCUGAAAGAAAAUAUUACUCAACCGAGAGGAAUGGUGUUAGAUCCAAGUCCAGGAGCUCGAUGGCUGUUUUGGACUGAUUGGGGAGAAAAUCCAAGAAUUGAACGUGUUGGUAUGGAUGGCUCAAACCGUUCCGUUAUUAUUAGUUCAAAGAUUUAUUGGCCUAAUGGCUUAACCUUGGACAUUGUUAAUGAACGAGUAUAUUUUGCUGAUUCUAAACUUGACUUCAUAGACUUCUGUUAUUAUAACGGAACUGGUCGUCAACAAGUUAUCGCUGGAAGUCAUUAUCUACUACAUCCUCAUUCGCUUACUUUAUUUGAAGAUACACUUUACUGGACUGAUAGGCAGUUGAAUAGGGUAUUAUCUGCUCAUAAAUUUAAAGGAAAAAAUCAAACGGUUGUUUCUCAUUUAAUUUCACAACCUUUAAGUAUUCAUGUACAUCAUCCGUCUUUACAACCAAUUACACCAAAUCCAUGUGAAAAUGCUACAUGCGAACAACUCUGUUUGUUAUCACCUUCAUCGCCCAAUGGUUAUACAUGUAAAUGUAAACCAGGAUACAGAGUAGAUAAUGGCAAAUGCAAUGAAAACGAAUCUCCGUUUUUAUUAGUCAUGCGAGGUUACCAGAUAAUCGACGUCAGUUUAACCCCUGGAGAUAAAACUACUGGACAUAUUGUUCCAAUUGUUGGUAUCGAAGGAGGUACACAAGUUGAUUACGAUACCGAAACUAAAUCAUUAUUUUGGGUAGAAGGAUUAAAAGUGAAUGAAGAAGAUGAAAGUAUUAAUAGUGUCAAUUGUACACUAAUGAUGUCUCCAUAUCACGGAGGAAACAAAUCAUCUUUGUUAGGCGAACUGACUGGUUUUGUUGGUGCCCCAUAUGUUAUAGCUUUUGACUGGAAUGGUAGAAACUUGUAUAUUGGAAAUAGAGAGUCAUCCAGCUUAGAAGUAGUUAAAGUAGAUGGUAUAAAUAAAUACAGAAUGGUAUUAUUAUCAAACAACGGAAAGGACAUAUCUGUGGCAACGCCAACCGGCAUUGUUUUGGAUCCCAGCGAAGGAAAACUCUAUUGGGCCGACCAAGGAGGUUUUGGUGUACCUCCUAAGAUAGGUAAAAUCAAUAUGGAUGGAUCUAAUCCUCAAGUGUUAAUUAAUGACGGUCAUACACCUGAAGCAAUUGCGAUUGAUCUAGAACAGAAAAAUAUUUAUUACAGUACACAAUAUCCUAGCAAUAUAAAAGUCAUGAGUGUGAGUGGUAUGAAUCAUAGAACAUUAAUGAGUGACUAUAAUAGUAUCGCUUUCCCAAAAUCAAUGGGAAUCUACGAUCGGUAUCUUUAUUUCAUAGACUCUAGAUAUGAUCAUCUUGUAAGAGUCAAUGCUGAAGAUGGUUCUGGGAUGGAAAAAAUUUUAGAUAACGAUCCAGAUCUUAAAUCAUUAAAAGUGUUUUCAAAAAAAACCAAUGUAAAUCAUCCAUGUGCUGUUACAAAGAAUGGAGGAUGUCAACAGUUUUGUAUUCCGAGCGAAAAUGGUAACAGAGUUUGCGCUUGCUCUGUGGGAUACAAGAAAGAAUUUGAUAUAAAGUGUACACCGCAUUCUUCAUUCGCGGUCGUUUCUCAAGUAGAUUUGGUUAGAGGAUACGGUCUUACUGAUACACUUGAUGCCAUUGUUCCAAUAUCAGGUCCAGGACAUCAUAUCUUACAUGUGGACGUCCACGUGUCCCAAAACUGGAUAUAUUGGGUGGAGUUCAACCGUGGUAUAUGGAACGGUAUUUACAGAAUACGACCAAAUGGUACCGAGCUUCAGCACGUAAUUAAAGAUGGCAUCGGUUCUAAUGGUAUACGAGGUCUGACGAUCGAUUGGAUUGCGGGAAACAUGUAUUUCACGAACGUGUUCCCACACGAAAAUUACGUAGAAGUGUGUUGGCUAGACGGUUCAAUGCGCAAAGUUCUCGUGAAGACAACAACGGACGCGCCGAAAGAACUGGCGGUGAACCCAAUUAAACGAUUGUUAUAUUGGAUUGAUUAUGGCCAGUAUCCAAAAAUUGGGAAAGCAUAUUUGGACGGAUCUAAUUGGAUGCCAAUCGUGACCACCGGAAUAAGUCAGCCUAGAGAUUUAACUGUUGAUAUGAUCACUCACGACGUGUACUGGGUGGAUGCUAGAUUAGAUUUAAUUCAGAAAGUAUCGUCCAGCGGAGGUGAAAGACAAAUUGUGCGACGAAAUAUUCCAAAUCCGAUGGGUAUCGCCAUACAUUUAAGCGAUAUGUAUUGGGUGGAUAGAAAUUUGAAGACUGUAUUUAAGGCUUCCAAACUCCCAGGAAACAACUCUAUGCCCAUUCCGAUUAGAACUGGACUUCCUAGAUUGCGUGAUAUAGCUAUAUUUGACGUUAACACUCAACCUCCGGACGAGUCUAACUCUUGCUCACGAUUUGGUAAUGGGGGAUGCGAUCAAUUGUGUUUCUCGUUUCCGCCUUCAUAUUCGAUAAAUAAAUUCUUAUUCCGCUGUGACUGUGCUACUGGAAUUAUAGCAGCAGGCACGGGCACCAAAUGCGACACUGUAUCCGAAUACUUAGUAUUUGCUACAAGGACUGAGAUUCGAUCGGCAAGUUUGGACCCUCUAUCGACCACAUUGCCAUUUAAACCAGUAGGUAAUCUAUCAAAUGUGGUUGGUCUUGACUUUGACUAUGCGGACAACAAAUUAUUCUUCACUCAAAUAAGACCAAUGUCCCAGAUAUCUUCUGUGUCAAGUAAUUCGCCCAGUAACAGUCAAAUAAAGAUGAUAUUAGGCCGGCGAAUCAAUCCAGAAGGAAUUUCGUACGAUUGGACUCAGAAAAAAAUAUACUGGACGGAUUCAUCCAAUAAUUCUAUUUAUGCUAUGAAUAUAGAUGGCACUGAAGUGGUGAUGAUUGCUAGAGUUGAAAGACCUAGAGCAAUCGUGGUUGAUCCGUGCAAUGGAACAUUGUAUUUCACCGAUUGGGGUCGUUUCGGUACUGCUGGAAAGAUUUUCAGAACCACAAUGGCAGGAUCUCUGAAAAAAGCCAUAAUUGAUAAAGACUUGUCACAGCCUAGUGGUUUGACGAUUGAUUUUGAUGACCAAAUGUUGUACUGGUCUGAUGCCGUAAGAGAAAAAAUAGAAAGAUCUUCACUGGACGGCGGUAAUCGUGAAGUAUUGAUAACUGCAACUAUCUAUCCGUUUGCGUUGACCGUCCACGGAAAUUAUAUAUAUUGGACAGACCUUCAGUUAAGAGGUGUUUAUAGAGCGGAAAAACACACCGGUGCUAACAUGAUAGAAAUAAUCAAGAGGUUGGACGAUUCGCCUAGAGAUAUAGCUAUAUACUCUAAAGACAGGCAAAAGUGUUCGGUAAAUCCUUGCUCGAUUAGUAACGGUGGGUGCACUCAGAGCUGCCAUCCCGGACCAAACUCUACAGCUGAAUGCAAGUGUGACGAUAAUUCGAAACUCGUAAAUGAAGGCCGUAUGUGCGUUAAUAAGAACAUCACUUGUGACAGUAACAAGUUCCAUUGUCGUAAUGGCAAGUGUAUAUCGCGCAUGUGGUCUUGUGACGGCGACGAUGACUGCGGCGAUAACAGUGACGAAGACGUUAAAUACUGCGCAUAUCAUUCGUGUAGUACCAACGAGUUCCGAUGUGCCAACGGUCGGUGUAUAUUUAAAACUUGGAAAUGUGAUCAUGAAAAUGACUGUAAAGACGGAUCUGAUGAAGUUGGAUGUGUUUAUCCACCAUGCGCAGACGGGGAAUUUACUUGUGCUAACUCCAGAUGUAUUGCCAUGUCACAAGUGUGCAAUGGUGUUAACGACUGUAAGGACAACUCGACUUCGGAUGAGACCCAUGACCGGUGCCCCAAGAAUAUAACGUGUCCAGCCAACCAUCUGAAGUGUGAGAAGACGAACAUAUGCGUAGAACCAUAUUGGUUAUGCGACGGUGACAACGACUGUGGUGACAAUAGUGACGAGGACUCGGUGCAUUGUUCUCAGAGGACCUGUCCAACGAACAGCUUCCGGUGUCCAAAUCACAGGUGUAUACCAGCCACAUGGUAUUGUGACGGAGACGAUGAUUGUGGUGAUGGGUCAGAUGAACCACCAGAGUACUGCAAGUCGGAGGGCCGUACAUGUUUCGGUGACCUAUUUACGUGCGACAACGGCAAUUGUAUACCUAGGAUUUACAUUUGUGACGGCGACAACGAUUGUUUAGAUAAUUCCGACGAAGACAUUAGACACCAGUGCAACAACCGUAAAUGUGACGAGUCGACUGAAUUCACGUGUCUGGCGAACAAGGCGUGGAACCGGGCACAGUGCAUACCGAAAAAGUGGCUUUGCGACGGCGACCCGGACUGCGUUGACGGUGCGGACGAGAACGCGUCGUUGCUCAACUGUACGACGGUAGCCAACUGCAGUGCAGAUCAGUUCACGUGCGGCAACGGGCGAUGCAUCAACCGUGGCUGGGUGUGCGACCACGACAACGACUGCGGUGACGGUACGGAUGAAGGAAAAGACUGCCACGCGCAUUACAAGACGUGCUCACCGCGCGAGUUUGCGUGCCAGAACUUCAAGUGCAUUCGGAACACGUAUAGAUGCGACGGCGAAGACGAUUGUGGCGACAAUUCGGACGAGUUUGGAUGUCCGGCGGGUGGUAGAAAUGGGUCGGCGUCCGCGUGCGCUACUGACCAGUUCCGGUGUACCAGCGGGCAGUGCAUUAAUGCCACGUUGGUGUGCAACAAAGUUUCGGACUGCGCGGACGACAGCGACGAGCCAGCCCAUUGCAACGUGGACGAAUGCGCCAGGGUCGAACUCAACCAAUGCGCUCAUCGGUGCAUCGACACCCCUACCGGGUUCACUUGCGAAUGUAAUGAGGGAUACAAGCUUAUGGAAGAUGGUAAAGCGUGUGAAGAUAUUAAUGAGUGUGUGGAAGUGCCCGGGGCGUGUUCACAGUAUUGCCUGAAUACUCCAGGAUCAUUUUACUGUAAAUGCGACGAAACUUACUACGAUCGGACGUCUGACGAACGGACGUGCAAGCGGCGUGACAGAAACAAACCAUGGCUAAUAUUUACCAACAAGUAUUACGUGCGAAACAUGUCGUUGGACGCGUCUGAAUACUCGCUUAACCAUCAAGACCUGUUGAACGUGGUCGCAUUGGAUUUUGAUUACGCGGAAGAAAAGUUGUAUUUCUGCGACGUGAGUGCAAAAACCAUUUACAGGACGAAAGUGGGAAGCACAGAACGCGAGAAGAUCAUUAGACACGAUAGUCACGGUCUAGAAGGCAUUGCCGUGGAUUGGGUUGGCAGAAAAUUGUAUUGGCUAGACCGACACAGCAAACAUCUAGAGGUGGCCGAGCUGAACGGUACUAAUAGGAGAACACUCAAAGCAGGCAUUCAAGACCCGAGAGCAAUAGCCGUGCAUCCGGGAACUGGUUACUUGUACUUUACAAGUUGGCAUCUUCAGGCUUAUAUAGGAAAAAUUGGCAUGGACGGAAGCAACUUUUCACAAAUAUUGACACACGAGAACGACAUUGCUUGGCCAAACGCCCUAACUAUCGAUUAUUUCACGGAACGCAUUUAUUGGGCUGAUGCUCAUUUAGACUACAUAGCUUCGGCUGAUCUGGAAGGUAGACACAAACACAUUGUACUUUCUGGUGAACGUGUGCCACACGUGUUCGCGCUCACGUUAUUCGACGACGAGUUAUUCUGGACGGAUUGGAACUUGAAAGCUAUCGUAAAAUCGAACAAGUUUACAGGACACGAUUUUAGAGUACUCAGGAACACCACACAUCGGCCGUACGAUUUGCACGUCUAUCACAAUUUACGACAAAUUCCGUUUGCCAAUCCUUGUGGCGGCGACAACGGUGGCUGUUCACACCUGUGUCUCUUGCGUCCCGUGCCCGGCGUGGAUACGUCUCCUGACGGUUAUCUGGAUGCCAAGAGUCCGGUAUCGUUUACAUGUGCUUGUCCCAAUCAAUUCUAUCUGGACCCUCGCGAUAACAAGACCUGCAUAUCUAACUGCACCGUUGGUCAGCACGAAUGCAAAGAGAACGACCAAAAGUGCAUUCCAUGGUUUUGGAAAUGCGAUGGUGAGAGAGACUGUGCCGACGGAACGGACGAGAUCCAAAGUCAGUGCCCCACGAGAUAUUGCCGCGGAGGAGCAUUCCAGUGCGCCAAUCGAAACUGUACGCCGUCGGCCACAAUUUGCGAUGGCGUUGACGAUUGCGGGGACGGAUCAGACGAGAAAAACUGCGAAUUACCAUGCCCAAGCAUUGAGUUUAAAUGCAAAUCAAACGGAAGGUGUAUAUUGGAUUCGUGGAAGUGUGACGGUGAACCUGAUUGUAAAGACGGUAGCGACGAAGAUCCAGCGAUGUGCCAUAAUAGAGAAUGUGACCCAAAAUCAGAAUUCUCGUGUAAGAACGGUCGAUGUAUACCGAAAUUGUGGGUUUGCGAUUUUGACAACGACUGUGGUGACGACUCUGAUGAACCGGCUUACAUGUGCAGACAAAGAAACUGUACGACUGGAUGGCAGAGAUGUCCGGGAAAAACCAAUUACAGGUGUAUACCGAAGUGGUUGUUCUGUGAUGGCAAGGAUGAUUGCCGUGACGGUUCGGACGAACUUCCGGAGAACUGUCCGAAGUGCCAAGCUGCCACGGACUUCCAGUGUAAGAACAACAGGUGUAUACCAAAGAGAUGGCUGUGUGAUUUCGAGAACGAUUGCGGUGAUAAUUCAGACGAGUCGGAAGACCUGUGCAAAGGACUAUAUCGACAGUGUUCGGAGUCUGAAUUCCAGUGUUCCAACGGAAAAUGUAUACCAGGUCAGUGGAGGUGUGACCAUGACGAUGAUUGCGGAGACAACUCGGACGAACUCAACUGUGGUGGUUUCCAAUGCAAAAAUGGCACAUUCCAGUGUAAGAGUGGUCACUGCAUUGCGUCUUACUUCCGGUGCGAUGGCGACAGGGACUGUCGGGACUUCAGUGAUGAGAUAGGUUGUCCGCCCAGGUAUCCUGAUGGCCGGUACUGUCCUAAGAAUAAGUUCGAGUGUAAGACCACCAAGUUGUGCGUUUUCAAUUCUGAGAUCUGUGAUGGGGAAGACGAUUGCGGUGACGGCUCCGAUGAAGCGUCUGAACUCUGUUCCAAUAUGAGUUGUACCCUCGAUAACCGUUUCUCUUGUGACAACAAACACUGCAUUCCGAUGUACCAGCGUUGUGACGGCGUAGACAAUUGCGGAGACGGUUCUGACGAAAACGACCUGAGUGUGUGUGGUAUGAUGCACAACAUCAGACAGUGUGAUCAUUACACAGAAUUCACGUGUGCCAAUCGUGAAUGUGUCAACAAGUCAAAACUCUGUAAUCUUCAGUACGACUGCGAAGAUCUGUCGGACGAAAAAGGAUGCCACUAUUCUGGCACGUGCUUAGAAUCUACUAAAGGUGGUUGUGAACACUACUGCUUGAACGUUACGUCAGGAAAAGGAUUCAGCUGUGCUUGUUACGCUGGAUACGAGAUCGGAGAAAAUAGCAAAAAAUGUGAAGAUUUGAACGAAUGUGAGUUGGGACUUCACCAUUGUUCCCAAGACUGUACGAACAUAAAUGGAUCUUUCAUUUGUUCGUGUCGCGAUGGUUUUGUAUUGAGCGAUUUGUUUAGUGGCGUAUGCAAGGCCGUGGAUCCGAAGUUGACUAUAGUAUACACUAAUGGUCCUGAAUUGCGUGGAUACGAAGCCAACGAGAAGAAACAUUUGUCGAUUCUCAGCAAUGAAAAACGUAUACGAGCUAUUGAUUUUGAUCCGAAAACUGAAAUACUUUAUUGGGCCGAUUCGUACGACCAUUCAAUAAAACGUUCAUAUAUGGUGGACGCCAAGAGUGGAGAAGUCAAAGUGGGAUACCCGCAAGAUCUGGAUAUCAAAGGACCGUCCAAGCCUGUGGCAGUCGCCAUAGACUGGAUGGGCGACAAUCUCUAUUGGGCUGAGGUCGACCUAUCAAAGGAGGAUAAACCAGCCGGCCGAAUAAUGGUUGCUAAACAAGAUGGAAGAUACAAAAGGUCGAUUAUUAGCAGCGGAUUGGACACUCCUUCCUCUUUGGUCUUGGAUCCUGAAAUGGGUAAAAUGUUCUGGGCGGACGUAGGAGAAACCCCAAAAAUUGAAAUGUCUUGGAUGGAUGGAUCUAGAAAAACGCCAUUAGUCACCACCAGACUGCACUAUCCAACAGGACUGACUGUUGAUACGGCUAUGGAUCAUUCUUUGUAUUGGGUGGAUACCAAACUUAAUGUCAUCGAGUCAAUUAAAUACGAUCAAAAGAACAGAGUUGUCGUGAUACGCGGAGAACACCUGCAUCACCCUAUAUCGCUGGAUCUGUUUGAAAACCAACUGUAUUGGCUAUCUAGAGAAACCGGCGAGUUGAUGAAACAAGAUAAGUUUGGUCGUGGAGUCCCAGUUACCAUUGCCAAAGAUUUGGUGAAUCCUACCGGUGUUAAAGUUUAUCACAGACAAAGGUAUAAUUAUACAAUGCCAAACAUGUGCCAAUCGGCCGGAUGUUCACAUCUAUGUCUAUUGGUACCUGCUGGUGUAUAUUGUGCAUGUCCAGACCAUACUCACGUACAGCAAGGUGUCAGUGAAAAAAUUUGCGACGCUGCCGAAGAACCACCGAAAUCAGCACCACGAAUUUGUCGUUGUCAAAAUGGUGGUAUUUGCAGUGAAGACUCACCGGAUGGUGAACUCAAUUGUUUAUGUCCACCUGACUUUAGCGGUCGCGUUUGUGACAUCACUUCGAAACGGAUCAGACGACAGGGUAUUUUCAGUUCCAUGCUUAUCAUUCCACUAACAGGGUUAUUGUUGCUAUUAAUCGCUGGUGCGAUUUUCAUUUUCAUCCGCAAGAGACCAUUUGGUAAGGGAGCAGUACUUGGAAGCUUGACCAACUCUCAGAGCGUGUCCUUUAGACAAGGAACGAAUGUCGAGUUUGGUCCCAACGCAUUCAACAACGGUCCAGGAGGAGGGGAGCCAUUGGACGUGGAGUACAACAUGACAGACAUAAGUGGCAAGAACCGUGACUUCAGCAACCCGAUGUACGAUGCUCUCGGCAAUAUGGAAUCUGAUGCCGGUAGUGGUAUAUACGAGGUGCCUUUAGACGUUACCAAGACCAAGGGUCUUGUACAAGAGCCUGCUUCAGCCAUACUAGCACCGUCCAGUAUUAUACAGAAAGCAUCGCCCCAAAUACAGAGGAGACACAGAGAAUUAGAACCGGCCACAACGGACACGGGAAAAGACACUCAGAUGUUAGUUGAAGAGACCGACGACUAAGAAUAUAAUAUUUUAUGAUUUGACAGACGCAAUAUAAUUUCUCUUCCCUCUCCCCGGAUGGAAGAACCUAUCUGGUGCGUGUAUUAAUUUAUUCAACUUUGAAUCCCCUAAAAUAAUACGAGUGUUAAAAGUAUUGUUUUGAUAAGUUUAUAUUAUUAUUAUUAUUUUUAUUAUUAUUAUAUAUAUUUUUUUUUGUAAAAUAUUUUCAUGUUUGCCAGUGUUUAACAUCGUCUUUGUUUUACUUCUAGUUUUUGUUUUACUAGUAGCGACUGACCAAUACCAUGGUGUAAGUGUAUAAUAAUAAUAAAAAAAAAACAUGAGCAUUAUUUUUGUUUACACCAUGACCAAAACGCGUUAAUCGUUUGAACUUGUGAUAUCGAUUAUAUAUCAUACUUUAAAGAAUAAUAUUUUUGUUAAGUGUAUUAUAAUAUUUAAAUUACUAUAUAUUUUUGUUUAUGUACAUUUUUUUAAUUACUACUAGUGACAACAUGUGUAAUUUAACAGCAAAAAUAAGACAAUAAAAUUUAUGAAAUUUGUUGAUA